GAACAUGGAGCCAAACAACAGAACAACAUAUACGGUAACAGAAUUCAUCAUCACAGGAAUGGAUGAUGUGCCUCACCCAAAGCUGGUUGGAGCAGCCAUUCUGUUCAUCCUCUUUCUCAUUCUGAUCGGAUGCAUCACCAACAUUUGUAUUGUAGCAUUCAACAAGCCUCUGCACACCCCCAUGUACCUUUUUAUUUGCACGCUGGCAAUGGUAGACAUAGUCUACACCAGCGGUAUUAGUGUUACAAUGCUUAACGUUCUUCUUGGUGAGGAGAGAAGAGUCCGCUAUGCACCCUGCAUGAUACAGUGCUUCCUAUUUCAUUUAGGAAGCACUAUGGAACCCUUUACUAUUGCGCUGAUGGCUUAUGAUCGCCUUAUUGCAAUUUCACAUCCUCUUCGAUAUCAGACUAUCUUAACUAAGACAAGUGUAUGCUUACUUAUAAUAGCCACUUGGGCAGUAGGCUGCUUAUUUGCCGGUUUGUGGACUGGCAUGGUGAACAAUCUGCCCUUCUGUGGCUCAAAUAAACUCCCAUACAGCUUUUGUGAAUAUGCAGCCUUAGUAAGAGCAGCAUGUGUUAAUCCUACAUAUUAUUUCACCGUAGCUUCUACUGUGGCGACUGCUAUGUUAUUGGUUAAUUUAGCCCUGAUAUUCUUCUCAUACAUGAAGAUAGUUUAUGAAGUGAUGAAAAUGUCUUCAUCGAAAGACAGAGGGAAAACAUUUAACACCUGUGUGUCUCACAUUAUAGUGGUGGCUUGCUUCUUUAUCCCCAAGGUGGUGUUAAUAUUGAUCACCAGGUUUGGUUUGGUUCUCACGCUUUCUCAAAGAAAUGGCCUAAUUAUUGGCUCUACUCUGGGGCCCUCUCUUGUGAACCCAUUUGUGUAUUGUCUCAAAACCAAGGAGAUCCGAGGGCGCCUGAAAAAUAUUUUCAAGAGAACUGAAAUUACUCCAAAUAUGUAACGGUUAGGGUUACCAAAGCCAUUUCUUGUCUCUUGUUUGUUCCAAGCAAAAGUGGUUUAGUCAACAUUGUUUCCAUGUUUUUCAUCAUCAAUGUAAUCACGUUGCAUCAAUGUUGAGUUUUGAUUGAAUUUGCUAAAAGUCAUCAGCGGUUUCAUCUCAAUUUAACACAUCAGGUUUCAACUGUGAAUCAUCAAUAGAGUGUCAAGGUUUGGUUGAUUUAGAUCACAGGUGUCAAACUCAUUCCAUGGAGAGCAAAGUGUCUGCGGGUUUUCACUCCUGCCUUGUACCUGACUGAUCACUUAAGGCCACUGGUUAGUUAGGAACUCCCCUCACCUGAUACUCUAGGUCUUAAUAGGACACAAAUUGUAAGGAAAUAUCAAAAAUCAGUAGACACUGACAUUCCUGAUUUAGAUUAUUUUGAUGUUUGUUGACAACUCAAUUAAAUGUCAGUCAAAAUUUGAUUUUGAUCUGACAUUUUAGCCCAUUCGAACCGUAUGAAAUGUUAUCUACUGUUAAAUGCACUUUUAAUAAAAUGUCAAGUGUUAGCGUAAAGCAUAUAUAGUAACGGAUCACAAUUGGAUUAUUGCAGUAUUACCUGUCAAAUACGAUCUGAUCUACACCCUCGACUGCUUACUGCAUUAUUGUUGCAGUUCUUAAGAUUGCGAGCACCCAAGGCCGCCUCAAAACCCUUUCUACCUGCAGUGGUCAGCUGAUCAUCAUUGCCCUCUAUAUUCUACCCAGGUUCUGUAUUUAUCUGUCCAGUAAUAUCGGCAUUAGAUUCAGCACUGAUUUACGUAUUGUUAUUAUCAUCAUGUUG
Molecule: messenger RNA, 1775 nt
Organism: Coregonus sp. 'balchen'
Lineage: Eukaryota; Metazoa; Chordata; Actinopteri; Salmoniformes; Salmonidae
Source: the annotation of a GenBank genome assembly